Anastrepha obliqua is the source of this 2040-nucleotide messenger RNA. It is a transcript of the gene ppk24, whose product is annotated as sodium channel protein Nach. Gene Ontology annotation, cellular component: membrane. NCBI's taxonomy places the organism in Eukaryota, Metazoa, Arthropoda, Insecta, Diptera, Tephritidae. Bases 1 to 2040 code for a protein of 679 amino acids. The record is from RefSeq and is a predicted model, not a curated record. Gene Ontology annotation, molecular function: ligand-gated sodium channel activity. Gene Ontology annotation, biological process: sodium ion transmembrane transport. The transcript has 11 exons.
AUGGCACCAUCACCAGCACCAUUGCCACUGCAUGCGCCACAUGCCACGCGACAAGCGCAAGUCACAAUAAAUCCACCAUUUGUGUUGGGACGCGCGCCUUGGUGGCGGACGACGGUACCUACACCGCGACGUCAGCGAAAGCGAAAAAUCUCAUUUGCCGCGGCAUUGAAGGAUUUCCUGCAAAAUGUGUCAUUCCAUUGUUAUGACAAAUUAGUUGAGCCGCAUCGGCGUUUUCACGAACGUUUCUUUUGGAUUGUUUUCCACAUCACCACGUUGAGCGUACUGGUUGUUUUUCUCCGCAGCACCUACUUUUUCGACGGAAACUUCCUAAGCACGACCAUUUACGAUCCAUUGUUCCCAAUACGCAAAGUGCAUUUUCCUACUCUUUCAAUUUGCUCACUAAAUCGCAUUUCCAAUGCCUCGGCCACUAGAUAUGCCCAGAAAUUACAAAUGGUUGAUCCACAAAAACGCGGGGUUAAUUAUUUUUACAAUCACAUACGCAAAUUGAGUUAUGCGUACACUAAAAAGGUCGAUAACGAUGGAAAUUAUGAGGAUGCCUUGGAAUUUCAGAACUUUUUGGAUAUCUACGAUACCUUGGACACGGAUGCGUCUUACAAUACCAGAAGUCGCAUGAGAGAGUUAACCCCAAGAUGCAAGGAUAUUUUAGUACAUUGCCGUUUGGCUGGCGAGAAUUUCGAUUGUCAAACGAAAUUUCAAGAAACUUUGACUGAGGAUGGUUUUUGCUGCACCUUCAAUGCAGACGGCUCAUAUGCCAAGUCGCGUCCUGUGAGGCUUAGUUUUCUCAAGCAAACCAAAGGCCUCGAGCUUUUAUUAAAAGAUUCAAACAACGAUGAGUUUUUUAAGCAAUCGCUUUCUGCGGGCUUCGUGCGACACAGAAUUGACUUUUACUGGGUCAAAUCGCACAUCGGUAUUGAAGGAAACGAGCGUGCAGAUGAACAGGCAAAAGAAGCAGCAAAUCAAGGAGUCGAUCCAGUAUAUACUGCAUUUCCCUUAAGCUAUGCUAUACGGCAAAUACGUUCUCAAAUAUUCGAGUCAUGGCAGCAGGAGUAUGCCGACGAUACCACUGGCUCCAUUACAAAGAUUUUCUUUCCAAUUCUUGAAGAUGCGCAACUAUACCGACAACUCUUUGGGAUAUCAUUUGAAUUGACACAGCUCUUUACUGGCCAUGGUUUCAACAAGGCAUACUUAAAGCGAUUCAAAAUCAUUGACGAAGACUGGUGCCCGUGUGACCAACUCACUGUGCAGAAAGUUUCCAGUGGUGCGGUAACCGAACGUUUGGUAGAAACUGGUAUGCAAACAUACGUAUCUAUAGUGCCGAGUAUUAUGGAAACUGUCAACGAAGCACGCAUACUGCCGCCAUCUGUGCGUAAAUGUUAUUUUGCGGAUGAGCAACCUCGUGUCUAUGGCAAAAAAUACAGUUUCAAUAAUUGCAUUACACGUUGCCGUAUGCACAGCAUGUUGGUGUUGUGCAAUUGCUUGAUUUUCACGUACCCCGAAAAUUUGUUAGACGUAGGCACGGAUUUUGUUUACUGUACGCUGCGGCACAAGACAUGUUUGGAACGAUAUUACUUCAAAUGGUCCAAUGUCAUAACUGAACGCGCGAAUAUUCCUGGUCUUGAACGAGAAAUGGAGGAUUCCUUAUAUUGCCCUCAGUGUUUGCCGCUCUGCUCAUCGGUGCGUUACGCCGUUGAACUCAGUGCUUUGCCAUUGAAUCCAUAUAACAUUGAAGCAUUUCCCCAAAUCGGCCUGUCGAAUAUUACAAAUUUUGCAGUGACUCAAGUUUACUUUGGCACCUCGCAUAUUCAAUACUUCAGGCGCAUACUUACAGACGACUGGGUUGAAUCUCUCAGUUUUAUUGGCAACUUGGUGAGCAUCGUUACUGGCAUUUCCUUGGUUGGCAUUUGUGAGGUUUUCUAUUUUUUUGGCCAUCAACUGAUUAUGGGUUUUAAAAGUGAAAUGGCGUCCGAUAGAAAAGGUAAAAAGGGCAAACAGAAAACACCUUUGCUAAUAUUGCCAUGA